Molecule: messenger RNA, 3495 nt
Organism: Medioppia subpectinata
Lineage: Eukaryota; Metazoa; Arthropoda; Arachnida; Sarcoptiformes; Oppiidae
Source: the annotation of a GenBank genome assembly
AUGGCCGACGCCGGGAACCUACGGCUCCUGUCGGCCGUGCCUUACAUACCACAGCCGGACGAACAGUUCGAGUUUCAGAUCGCUUUCCCCGACGGCCAGGAGCUGUACGUAUUCAACAAAUACGGUCAGCACACGACCACCCGGAGUAUUAUCACCGGCCGAUCGCUCUAUACCUUCCUCUACAACGUUAACACCAGUUUCGGUAAACUAAGUGCUGUGACGGACGCGUCGGGCAAUAAGGUGUCGUUCAUCCGCGACUCGGGCAACAGUUUGCACACCAUUGAGACCACUCGGGGCCAGAAGUGUCGGGUGUUGACCAACAAACAGGGUUUUCUCGAGCAGUUCGUCAAUCCGGACAAUUUGACCACAAAGUUCGCGUACGACUCGUCCGGUCUGUUGGUCUCGCGGUCUGAUUCCGCCGGACAUUCAUUCUUCUACUUCUACGAUGGCAGCGGACGACUGGUUCGGUUCGUACGGCCGACCGGUGUGUCCACGGAAUUGGUGUUUGACUUCAGCCAUAACGGCGCUCACGUGUCGGCAGUGGACUCGUCGUCCGAUUCGUCGCAAAUCAAGACAACUAUCGUGAAAGUGAGGGGCGAGUCGUUCAACACAUACGAGAACGGCAUCGAACUGAAGACAUUUGUCCAUUUGGACGGUUCGGUCGAAGUGGAGACCCCGUGGAGGGAUGUGGUCUACUGGGAGGCGCAGCCGCACAAAGUGUUGCUGUCGUACCUCCCGGUUCAGGCCGGGAUGUUCCCGGUGCUCAUGAGGCAGACCACCACCAGUACCGCAACCAUCACCUCCUCAGCCAACGUCCAGAAGCCGUGGAUCGGCUGGGAUUACGACGUGAAGUACAACCGCCGGUCAGACCGGGAGAGGAGUGUCGCUGCGGUCGAGCGGAUACUCGUGAUCAACGAAACACAGUUCCUGAGCGUUGAGUACGACUGGAUCGCCAAUCGGGAGAUACUGUACAACAACUCUCGGCGGCCGUUCCUCUUCGUCCAGUACGACGACUCGUCCCGACCCGUCCAGUGGUUGCCCAAAGAGAGCCGUUUGCCGCUAAACAUGAUGUACGACCGGUUCGGCCGCCUCUCGGGCUGGCAGGAGGGCCAACACUCCGAGACCUACGGCUACGACCGUAUGGGCCACUUGUCGGAGAUCCGCUUCUCGGACACCACUGCCCUGAAGAACAGCUACGAAGACGGAAAGAUGUCGCCGACGAAGAUAGCGCUGCGAAGUGGCCGCAAGUACUUGUACUCCUACGACGACAACGGAGGUCUGCGGGCCAUCACAACACCCAAAGGCACGAAACACUCGUUCCGAUUGGAGGUGUCGUUGAAUUUCUAUAAACUAGUUUAUACGCCACCCAAUGGCGGCCCUCUCAACGCGUAUGUGAUAUACAUGGACUCAGAGCACCGGCCGGUGAUGAAGACCUAUCCGCAGGACUGGGGAAAAGUGCUGUAUCUCUACAACAAUCGCUCCCAACCGACGGAAGUGGUGUUCGGCGCCGGAAAAGUGGAGAAAGUGUACCACAAAUGGACCGGACUUUUGGCCAAAGAGUUGUGGCAAUACGAAGAGCAGCGGAUUGUCUCGCAGUUUGAAUACACGGGCGCUUUGCUCACCAAACAGUACCACCAGUUUGUCUCCGCGUAUCUGCUCUCAAAUCUGGUGUUUAGCUAUCAAUACGACUCGUUCUCGCGGUUGAAACUGCUGUCCACACGAGUCGGUUCCGUAAGUCUUCCGCCAAUCGAUUACGCCUACAAUCAACGGACCGGACGUCUGGAGGCGAUCGGCAACUUCCGGGUGUACGACAAGUCCCAGAACGACACCCUAUUGACGGACGGGACGGCCAGCUAUUCAAAGUCCUUCGACGCGUCCCAUCUGUUGUUGCAGUUGUCCUAUUCAAAGUCCUUCGACGCGUCCCAUCUGUUGUUGCAGUUGUCGUUAGUGAUCGCCGACAAAGAGGUGCUCCGUAUGGACCUGUCCUACAAUACCAACGGAGCGCUCAUCCAAUCGAAGACAUUUAUGCGCCAUUUGGGCGCCGGUAAAGUGCGGGUCCAGAACUACACCUAUGACGCCGACCAACAGUUGGUGGAAGUGAUGGGAAGGGAUCACUGGAAGUUCUCCUACGACGACAACACCAAUCUGGCGACAAUGCAAUACAUGGGUAAUCGCAUUGACAUACUCUACGACAACAGCGACCGUAUUGUCAGUUUCGGCGAAACCCCGUACGUGACGGACGCCAACGGGUUUGUGGUCCAGAGGGGCGAAGAGAGGUUCACGUAUAACCCGUUGGGACAGUUGAUGCGCGCCCACCGGCCCUCCCGUUAUGAUGUCAACUAUAUGUACGACUCUCGGGGCCGGCUGUCUGUCCGCAAAGACAGCUACAACAAUGUCACGCAGUAUUUCUACGGCGAUAUCUUGCGGCCACAUCUGGUCACACAUAUGUUCAACAACGCCGACGGACGCGUCACCACUAUUAUAUACGAUGACCAAAGUGUGCCACUCAUGACACAGGUAAAUCAUGAAGUCUUCUACAUAGCGUGCGAUCAAAUCCGAAGUCCACUACUAGUGCUCGACCACAGGGGAGAAGUGGUAAAGGAGGUGCAUAGGGGGCCAUACGGUCACGUGCUCUUCGACUCCAACCCAGCCUUUUAUUUGCCGAUCGACUUCCAGGGAGGGAUUCCCGACCCCCUCACAGGCCUUAUCCACUUCGCCGACAGUCGUGUCUAUGACUCGUUGGUCGGCCAAUGGCUGACACCCGACUGGGAUCGGCUCAUGUCGGACCUGAAGGACCCGCAGUCACUGCACGCCUACCGUUUCAAUCGCAACGACCCGAUCAACGCUCCGGCGGACGAGCGCUGGAAGAUGUCUGAUCUGAACAAAUGGAUCCACAAUCAGGGCAUCGACUUGUCUGCCUUUGACAUCGGUUUAGUCAGUCUGUUCAACGGCUGCGGUGGCGGCGGUGAUGAUGACCGCGAUGUCGAUGACCAGCGGUCGCCGCCGCCGACGACGAAGCCGUCGCACGCCUUAAAUUUGCCAAAAGUGUCGGCGCCUGCGCUGCCCAUUGUCUCGGGCUUCGCCUGCGGUCUCCAGAGGACACUCAACAACUUCCGGAUGAUAUCCAGUGUCGAUAAAUCAAAGGCAUGUGUGAAAUCCGAAGACCUCUUCGAGUCGAUCCAAACGAAUAAGAUCUCCAGCGAAAGCGUACCGUUCGGUAACGGCAUAAGUGUGUCGCGAGUGGGCGGACACGCGGUGGUAAUGUCGGCGCCGGACGCGGACCCCAUCCGGAAGGAUGUGUUCACACAAAUACUAAACAACACUUAUUUACUUGACUUGCAUUUCGUGAUCCACGGAAACGAUGUCUUCUAUUUCGUGAAGAACAACACGUGGAGAGUGGCCGACGAUCUGACACAACUGCAACGGCUCAGCACUAGUGUCAACACUACUGUCCACGAGAACAAGGCUGAGGACCAGAAGGGCGGCGGACAUCAG